AUGGACCUUGCUUACAACAAUCUCUCUAGAACCAUUCCAAGUUGUAUUAAGAACCUCAGUGCCAUGAUGUCAAUUGACUAUGAUGAAGAGAACUAUAUUUCCUACAGGACCCUCGUCAUCAUCUGGCACUUCUUUAGAAUAGUGUACCGUGAGGACACAGUUCUUGUGACGAAAGGAAAAGCUAUUGAAUAUAAUAAUACUCUCAAUUUGGUGAUAAGUAUAGACCUUUCUGGCAACAGCUUCUCAGUACUGAUUCCGAAUAAAGUAGCAAAUCUUAAAGCAUUACAAUCAUUGAAUUUGUCUUACAAUUCAUUAAGUGGAAGAAUUCCUGAAACUAUCGAUGCUAUGACCUUAUUAGAAUCUCUUGAUUUCUCUGCAAACCAACUCACUGGUGAAAUUCCACAAGUCAUUUCAGGUUUGACAUUUUUGAGUCACUUGAACUUGUCUAACAACAACUUGACCGGAAAAAUUCCUACGGGCACUCAAUUACAAAGCUUUGAUGCUUCUAGUUUUGUUGGCAAUGACCUUUGUGGAUCUCCACUUCCUAAGAAUUGCACUAGUAUUGUUUUAACUCCAGCCUAUGACCAUAGCAGAGGGAAAAAUGGUAAUGAGCAUGAAGUGGAUUGGUUCUAUGUAGGCAUGUUAAAAGCAGUGGGGCCUGUUGCUGUUCUUGGAGGGAUGCUACAGAUUGUGAUAUUUAUGUGCUUGUGUUCCAUAACUGCUCUGUUGUGUGGAGCAAAGUUAUCAGAGGGUGUAUUUGCUGGUUCCUUCCUGUCAAUGUCAUCUACAGCAGUGGUGGUAAAAUUUUUAGUUGAACAUAAUAGUAAUAAUGCUCUGCACGGUCAAGUUACAAUUGGAACACUUAUUUUUCAGGAUUGUGCCGUUGGUUUACUAUUUGCUCUGCUUCCAGUUUUGGGUGGCAAUAGUGGCCCUUUACAAGGAAUGGUUUCAAUGGGAAAGCUGCUGCUGGUUUUGUCCGUAUAUCUCAUUGCUGCUUAUAUUUUGUCCUGGACUUUUGUUCCCCGCUUUCUAAAACUAAUGAUACAACUAUCAUCUCAAACAAAUGAACUUUAUCAGCUUGCUGCUGUUGCUUUCUGCUUAUUAUCUGCUUGGUGCAGUGAUAAGCUCGGCCUUAGUCUUGAGUUGGGUUCAUUUAUGGCUGGAGUUAUGAUAUCCACCACUGACUUUGCGCAACAUACUUUAGACCAGGUGGAACCAAUUCGUAACUUGUUUGCGGCUCUCUUCCUUUCUAGUAUUGGAAUGCUUAUACAUGUACAUUUUUUAUCGAACCAUAUCAACAUUUUGUUAGCAUCUGUUAUUCCGGUUAUCGUUAUAAAAACUGGUGUCGCUGCUAUAGUUACUAAGUUGUUCGGGUAUAGCAUGAGGACAUCAUUCUUUGUAACUUGCGCCAAGCAACUUCCAUGGAAGAAUCUUCAAUAUCUUGACCUUCGUUCCAACUUGUUCAAAGGACCAAUUCCAGUUCCGCCACCUGACAUGAAAGUCUUUUUAGUAUCAAACAAUAAUUUGACAGGAGAAAUACCUCAUUUAACCUGCAAUAUGAGUACCCUUGAAGUUCUUGAUCUUUCCAACAAUAGCUUGACGGAGAAUAUGAAAUCCAUGAUGAGUGUUAGUGGUGAAGUUAAAAAGAAGCCUCAGUAUAUGGGAGGCAGGUAUUAUGAAGAUUCAGUGACGCUUGUAGUUAAAAAGCUUGAGGUUAAACUAGUGAAAAUUCUUACUGUUUUCUAUACCAUUGAUUUCUCGAAUAAUAGCUUUAAUGGUACGAUUCCAGAAGUAAUUGGAAAGCUUCGAGCACUUAAUCACCUCAACCUUUCUCAAAACAGUCUAACAGGUCAGAUUCCUCCAUCGUUGGGCAAUUUGGAAGGAGUCGAAGUCUUAGACCUUUCUUCAAACAAACUUAGCGGGAGAAUUCCAUGGCAGUUAACUAAUUUGAUAUUUCCCUCUUUGCUGAAGCUGUCGCAAAACCAACUUGUGGGACGUAUUCCUCAAGGGAACCAAUUCUAUACCUUCUCAAGUGACUCGUACGAAGGAAACUUGGGAUUAUGUGGACCUCCAUUAACAGAAUGCAGCGACCCUUCGUAUCCACCUCAUAUUGAGGUUGAUACAGACUCUAAUAAAGAUUUUGGUUGGAAAGUUGUGUUGAUGGGUUAUGGAUGUCUUGUGUUCACAACAAGAAAGCCUCAAUGGCUUGUAAACGCAGUUGAAGUGAAUUCCAACAAAACGGUGGGAAGGAUUAAAAACAAACAGAAAAGAAGAAGAAAUUAG
Messenger RNA from Pistacia vera, 2283 nucleotides. Its product is annotated as serine/threonine-protein kinase BRI1-like 1. Gene Ontology annotation, biological process: proton transmembrane transport. Gene Ontology annotation, molecular function: protein binding; antiporter activity. The record is from RefSeq and is a predicted model, not a curated record. NCBI's taxonomy places the organism in Eukaryota, Viridiplantae, Streptophyta, Magnoliopsida, Sapindales, Anacardiaceae. Gene Ontology annotation, cellular component: membrane. The transcript has 11 exons. The coding region runs from base 1 to 2283 and encodes 760 amino acids.